AUGCUGCACGGCCGCAGCACGCCUGGCCAGCCUUUACAAGCAACGCUGCAGGGAAGGUACACGUACUCAACUCACGAUGUCUUGGGCGAGGGCCGCGCGGCUCGGGUCUACAAGGGCAUCGACCGCAGGCUUGGUUCCCCCGUGGCUGUCAAAAUAUAUCGGGACACCGACAGGAUGUGCCAACACUGCUUUCACAACAGCAUCGAGAUGUCUUCCUGGCUGAAACGUCCGAUGGGCCGUUUGCCUGCAGGGAGCGGCGGCCUGUGGACUGUGGACAUCAUGGGCCAUUCCGUGGACAGCCGUGGCUACCCUGGGGUUGAUUCGGAUGGAGUGAUGUUUACGGUCAUGGAGCUCGGUACUGAGUCACUUGAGGAUGUGCUGGCGAACAGGUGCCGCGAGGAGAGGCACUUUGCCCUCUCAGAGCUCCGCGAGCUUCACUGGGCCCUGGUGUCCUUGGCUUGCCAGUUGGAAGCACAUGGCGUGGUUCAUUUGGACAUCAAGCCCUCGAAUAUCGUCAGAUUUCUAAAGGGUGAAAGAUGGCAGUGGAAGUUGGUGGACCUGGACUGUGCAGUAAGGGCUGGUGUUGCUGUGCGAUAUGGGGACGUCACCUUCACACCACCUUACAUGGCACCAGAACUGGCCAGAGCCUACCUGAAAGCGGGGCCUGGUAACGCCCAGCACUGCCCAGUGGUUCUGGCCGCGUCGAUGGACCUGUGGAGUGUCGGGAUCUGUGUGCUGGAGACUGUGUUCCUAUCGUCAUUGCUGACCGACCGAUACUUGCAACUGGAAAGAAGGACUGGCUGUGACAACGAAUUCUUGAGAUGGCUUGGUGAAGAACCCGGAGGGCUGAUCUUGCCAACCAUGUACGACGCGGCGCGCAGAAGAAGCCCAGAGUUGGCCGAUUUCCUGGUUGCCAUCUUGAAGAAGGACAGAUCCAAGCGCCUUGGAUCCGGGGCGGCCGCCGAAUGUCUGAAGCACGCAUGGUUUGAGCCGUGGCGAAAGAAGAUGCAGAUGACCACUGCACCGGUUCGACGUGCACAAAGUGUUCAGCAGCUGCCAUCCACAAGUACGCGCCCUGCUGACUUAGACAGCAGAGCGCGCCGCACCAGGUCCGACCUCGCCGACCAGCGAUCACAACUCGUACUGCCUCCUGUGCAUCGCAACCCAGCCUCGGCGUCAUGCGUGAUGAUGUGA
This is a messenger RNA of Symbiodinium sp. CCMP2456, 1194 nucleotides long. Lineage: Eukaryota; Dinophyceae; Suessiales; Symbiodiniaceae. The record is from the annotation of a GenBank genome assembly.